Molecule: messenger RNA, 761 nt
Organism: Staurois parvus
Lineage: Eukaryota; Metazoa; Chordata; Amphibia; Anura; Ranidae
Source: the annotation of a GenBank genome assembly
AUGCUGGCUGGAGUGCGGGCGGUACGGGGCCUGCUCCGGGGAGCUUCUGCUCUCCGUGUGCUGCCCCAAAUACGCAGUGAAACCACAACUUCAGAGACAAAGCCAACGGUUCGGCCUGGCAAUACAGUGCUACAGAACCAGCUGUCAGCGUUUGGGGAAUAUGUGGCUGAAAUCCUGCCGAAGUAUGUUCAACAAGUGCAGGUGACUUGCUUUGGAGAAUUGGAAAUAAUGAUCCAUCCUGAUGGGGUUAUACCAGUCUUAACAUUUCUUCGUGACCACACAAAUGCUCAGUUCAAAAACAUGGCUGAUUUGACUGCUGUGGAUAUCCCAACAAGAGAGAAUCGCUUUGAGAUCGUGUACAACUUGCUUUCUUUGCAAUUUAACUCCAGAAUCCGUGUCAAGACUUACACAGAUGAACUUACUCCCUUGGAGUCCAUUGUGUCUGUACAUAAAGCAGCCAACUGGUAUGAGAGAGAGGUUUGGGACAUGUUUGGUGUGUUUUUUGCCAAUCAUCCAGACUGAGAAGAAUCCUCACAGAUUAUGGCUUUGAAGGUCAUCCUUUCCGAAAAGAUUUCCCUCUCUCUGGAUAUGUGGAGGUCCGUUACGACGAUGAGGUGAAACGCGUGGUAGCAGAGCCUGUUCAGCUGUCACAGGAAUUUCGGAAGUUUGAUCUCAGCAGCCCCUGGGAAGCCUUCCCAGCUCAUCGGGAGGAACCAGAAAGCCCAAAGCUGGAGGCAGGAGAUAAGUUAGAGACAAAGUAG